Molecule: messenger RNA, 1227 nt
Organism: Nakaseomyces glabratus
Lineage: Eukaryota; Fungi; Ascomycota; Saccharomycetes; Saccharomycetales; Saccharomycetaceae
Gene: CUE5
Product: ubiquitin-binding protein CUE5
Biological process (GO): ubiquitin-dependent protein catabolic process
Cellular component (GO): cytoplasm
Molecular function (GO): ubiquitin conjugating enzyme binding; ubiquitin binding
Source: RefSeq, a predicted model, not a curated record
AUGGGCAAGAAGUCACAGAAGGCCGAAAAGGCUGAGGAUAAACCAGUGCUGGAGAAAGAAACAGGCGAGGAUCUUGAUUCAAAGCAACAAGAGCCAAUUGAAGAACCAGUCGAGGUGAAGCAGGACAAGGACGAGGCAAAGGAAGAAGACUUGGAAGAAGUUAAGGAAGAUGUCGGUGAUUCUGCCAAGAAGGACAUUACAGAAGACACAACCACUAAGAAAGUCGAGAACCCACUGCUGUUGCAACUGAAAGAGGCGUUCCCUAACAUAGAGGAGCAGUACGUGAAGGCUGUCAUAAUUGCAUCGCAAGGUGCCCUAGACCCAGCUUUCAAUGCAUUGCUGUUUUUGUCUGAUCCCGAAUCCGGUAAAGAUAUAGAGUUGCCUCGUGAGCCAGUGCAACAGAACCCAUCUUUACCCCCAAGGAGAAAGCAGACGCAAUUGGAACAAGAUGAGAUGCUGGCCCGUCAAUUGGACAAGGAGUACAACCGCAAGCGCAGGGGCGAGCGUCGCCAUCACAACGAGCGUGAAGCUGGUAGAAACUACGAGAGAUACAACAAUGACGACCUGGAGGAGGACUCGUGGUCUCAAUUUGUAGAGAAGGAUCUCCCAGAGAUUACUGCGAGGGCCAAGGGAUCGUUGCAAGAAACGGCUACGAAAGUUGGAACUUGGUUUAACGGUGUCAAGAAGAACUUCAUUGGUGAAGGUGAAGAGAACGAUUCCGCUUAUUACCAGGAUGAUUCACAUGGAAGAGACCUAGACGAGGAUUACGGGACCUACGUCGAACAACAAGAGCGUCGCCAGAGGAGAGGUGUUCAAGACCCAGGCUACAGAAGGGGUGAUGAACAAAGAUUAAACGCUAGACAUAGAUUUAAUUCCUUCGGCGCUAGUGCUACGGAUGAUGUUGAAGGCGGUAUUUCUCUGAGAGACGAAGAAUUUGGUGAGGACGAGGACGAGGAAGUGCCACCCCAGUUGCCAUCCAGAGCUAGAAGCAAUGACUCCAAGAAAGACAGCGAAGAAGUGAAGCCUCAAGAAGGUAAAAAGGACAAAGUUGUUGCUGAGACUACCUACAUAGACACCCCAGAGAACAAAGAGAAGACCAAGAGGAAAUGGCAACCAUUACCACCAGAGCCACUGAACGCUACCCCUACUAAAGUCAACGCUUCCACAAAGAAGAAUAAAAAUGAAAGCGAGGAUGAGUUUUUGAUUAACAGUGACGAGGAACUUUAA